UCUUUUAAAAACCUGCUGUUGCUUAAUAUCGGAGAACUUAUUUAUUAUUCCAUUGGAGAAAAUGAAGCCUCUAAUUGGCUCAAUGCUUGCACAAUUAGCGAUUUUCGUGUUUUGCUUUGCGGGAGUUGCUCCAGAAGAUCCAGAGGCGACAAACUGUGGAUAUCAGCAAAAUCUUUGGUCUACAGUGCCGGAGUCAUUUAUAUUUACGACAACGUACUGUCAGCAGUUCGAAGAAGAAAGGACAGAAGAUUCAUCUACGUGGAGACAGCAUUCUUUUGGAAAUGGUGGCAAGACCAGGAAGAAUCCGACCGCCAAGUUCUUAGGGAGUUGAUAAACAACGGCCAAAUCGAGUUUACUGGGGGCGGUUGGUCGAUGAACGAUGAAGCUGUAACAAAUUACCAAUCAAUUAUUGAUCAAAUGUCGUGGGGGCUGAAGCGACUGAACGAUACAUUUGGAGAAUGUGGGCGGCCGAAAAUGGGCUGGCAAAUCGACCCAUUCGGGCACAGUAGCGAAAUGGCCUCAAUUUUCGCCCGACUUGGUUACGAUGGAAUUAUCCUCGGCCGCAUCGACUAUGAAGAUCAAGCAAACCGGAUCGCCAAUCGGACCAUGGAGAUGGUUUGGCGCGGCAGCACCAACUUAGGAACAUCCACGGAUAUUUUCAGCAGUGUUCUAUAUGAUCAUUAUGACGCCCCCAGGGGGUUUUGCUUCGAUAUUCUCUGCGACGAUGAUCCUCUGAUUGAUGAUCUUGAGAGUCCUCACUACAACAUUGAGGCUAAGGCUGAGGAGUUUAUACUGAAGCACGUGCAAAGUAGAGUUGGAAGUUUCCAAACCAGCAACAUUAUGGUUCCGAUGGGCAGGGACUUUGCCUAUCAACAAGCCGAAGCCUGGUUUGCGAACAUUGACAGACUAAUUAAGUACGUGAACGAAAAGGAGGUUUUCAACCACACCAAGUACCACUUGUUCUACUCCACGCCCUCCUGCUAUGCUGCGGCAGUUCAGCAGGAGUCAGCAGGGCUCAUUUCGGCGCCUCUGAAAACCGACGACUUCCUGCCAUACGCCAGCGAUUCGCAUUCGUUCUGGACUGGAUUCUACACUUCCAGGCCCACUUUGAAGCGAUUCGAGCGCGAAGCAAACGGUUUCCUGCAGGCGUGCAAGCAGCUGUUUUCCCUGGCGAAUCUGCCCUCUGAGCUCGAGCCCAAACUCAACCGACUCAGAGAAGCUAUGGGAGUGAUGCAGCACCAUGACGCAAUAACCGGCACGGAGAAACAAGUGGUCGCUUCGGAUUAUGCCCGAUUGUUGCACAUGGGAAUCACCCAGUGUGAAGACGUAACUUUCCAGGCCUUGUCAAAGUUCUCCAAAAUUGAUGCUGGAGACUUCCAACGAUGCCAACUGCUCAACAUCAGCGAGUGCGCUUUGAGUGAACAAGCCGAAAGGUUGACCAUCACCGUCUACAAUCCGCUGAGCCGCAAGGUGAAUAAGUAUAUUAGAGUGCCGGUGAUGGGCUCGGCCUACAGCGUCACUGAUCCUGAAGGGCAAAACGUCGCAAGCCAGCUAGUGCCGAUAGCAGCAGGCGUCCAGGGAAUAAUUGGCCGAAAUAGCAGUGCUUCUGUUGAGUUGGUUUUCCAAGCUGAGGCUUUGCCACCUUUAGGAUUCAAGUCCUUCUUCAUCAAGCGAGAGCUUGGAGACACUCUUACGCGCGAAGAUGCCUUUCUUCAGUUCGACUACUCAAACCAGCAGCUCUAAGUUCUUCACUGACUCCAAUGGACGGGAGAUGGUGGAGAGAGUGAGAAACUACCGCCCCACUUGGGACGUCACUGUGAAUGAAACUGAAAGCGCCAACUACUACCCCGUCACCUCCAGAAUCAUAAUCAGAGAUGAGGAAGACGAUGUGGAAUUUGCAGUUCUAACUGAUAGAGCAGAGGGCGGCGCCAGCUUGGAAGAUGGAGCUGUUGAGCUCAUGCUGCUAAGAAACACCAUCACGGACGACCUGCUUGGCGUCAAUGAGGCGUUGAUAGAGCUGCAAUACGGGCGUCCAAUCGUCGCAAAAGGCUCUCACUAUGUAGUGGCCGGCCAUAUGAGGAACCCCGCAGACUCAGAGGAAACCAUUGCAAGCAUUGAACAUGAAAUUGCCAGCCAGAAGCUCUUGGACUCAUGGAUUUUCCUCUCCCUGCCCCUGGAGGACACCUUUGAAGAAUACAAAACUUCCCAUCUAAUGGAGUUCUCUGGACUCACAAACUCCCUGCCAGCCAACGUGCAGAUUCUCACUUUGGAGCCUUGGUCCGAAGCCAGUUACCUGCUAAGAGUGGAACACAUUUUUGAAGUCGAUGAAGAUCCCGUUCUUUCCCAACCCACCACUGUAGAACUCCAGAACCUGUUUGCGACUUUCACCAUUAAGAGUUUGAGGGAAACGACGCUUGGUGGCAACCAGUGGCUGGAGGACAAUGAAAGGAUGAUCUUCAAGUCUCUUUAUCAGUCUGACGGGUUGAAUUCUCGCCCUGUUGCCGAGGAAUUGGGCGAAUUCGCCGUCACCUUAAACCCAAUGGAAAUUCGCACUUUCAUCAUCCAAAUAGAGCCGAAACUUUGAAACUUAUUUCAGUUUUUGUGCAGUUGAAUAAACGAUUAACCCGA
Dendroctonus ponderosae (mountain pine beetle) is the source of this 2628-nucleotide messenger RNA. RefSeq names its product lysosomal alpha-mannosidase. Lineage: Eukaryota; Metazoa; Arthropoda; Insecta; Coleoptera; Curculionidae. Gene Ontology annotation, cellular component: lysosome. Gene Ontology annotation, molecular function: carbohydrate binding; alpha-mannosidase activity. Gene Ontology annotation, biological process: mannose metabolic process. The record is from RefSeq and is a predicted model, not a curated record.